GCCAAAGGGUAACCCUUUUCGCAAGCAAACGCCCGCUACUCUGAUCAACAACCGUUUGUCAACAGAGCCUCGUGACGGACUUUUGCAAGAAGAUAUUGAAUUAAGCCACACACAUCGAAAGUCAAGACAGGGCGUCAUAGAGACAUGGCUGGUAAGUGCUUAAAUGCUCACUCAGUGAUAUCAGCAAGCGGAGACGGAAAGUUCCGUGUCAUAAACCAAUCCAAGUUGUCCAAGUUGUCCUCUUCUCACCAUAGGCUGCCUGACGACGAGGAUGGAAAAUUUGAACGGCCCAGUGCAGCUGAAGUGCAGCGGCGAGGCCGAAAACUACUAACAAGCCGACAGGCCACGACAACAAGCCCGACUAGGAGAGCCCGCGAGUGUCAGGGCAGUCAGGCCGGGGGGGGGGACAGAACGAAACAGCGAAUCCGGAUGGCGGUGGUGUUAGGCGACAAACAUGGCAGCCCGGAGAGGAGUAAUUAAUAAAAGGAGAAGAGAAGACGAAGGGCGAGUAUAAUAAAGCACCUCACAGCUUAAUAUAAGCUGUACUGCAUCCCCCAAGUAGCGAAGACCACGCGAGGAUUCCGUUGUACUGAACUGGUACGGCUACAGUAAGGACACGGUGCACACAACUGCCUGUACUCGGUCGACGAUGGUUUCUGCGCUGCUCCGAAACCGGACAAUACAGUACCUAUACUGACAAACCUCACUGACCCGCACGGAGUACUCCGCGCCGCGUUGCCCGGGACGAAGCACGUACUUCCGCACUUUCGUGCCUUUGUACUUUCGUACUCCCGCGACGGACCACCUUUAACCACAUGCCCGUCCCUUUCAUCUCCA
This is a messenger RNA of Sodiomyces alkalinus F11, 837 nucleotides long. RefSeq lists its product as hypothetical. Lineage: Eukaryota; Fungi; Ascomycota; Sordariomycetes; Glomerellales; Plectosphaerellaceae. The transcript has 2 exons. The record is from RefSeq and is a predicted model, not a curated record. The annotation marks the transcript as partial.